This is a messenger RNA of Anopheles maculipalpis, 1519 nucleotides long. RefSeq lists its product as uncharacterized. The record is from RefSeq and is a predicted model, not a curated record. The coding region runs from base 5 to 1519 and encodes 504 amino acids. Lineage: Eukaryota; Metazoa; Arthropoda; Insecta; Diptera; Culicidae. The transcript is spliced from 2 exons.
UACAAUGGCGACAAACAAUGUAAAGCUACCGGAUUUGAUCCACAAAUGGAUCGAGGUGCAAAAAAAGGUUACGGAACUGGAACGAACAAAGCCACUUGAUAUUGACGCAAUCAAUUUGACGCUGUUGCUAAAAUCAAUGGGCCUACGGUUGCAGUAUCUGGACUUUGAGGCGGAAAAGAGCAAUGCCGAUAAUCUGACGAUCACCGUCAAAUGUAACCGUUCCGGCAUGAGGGCGGAACUUAGCUACGAGCUGCUACGGUGCAGCUGUCCGGACCGCUCCGACCGGGAAAGCUCGUUCUGGGAGGUUCAAGGUACAGGGCCGACAGUAUUUUCCAAGUGUAAGAAUAACGCCUCAUCGAACCUGCUGCCGGACGUGUCGGAAAGUUGUGCGCUCGUGUCGAAGGCGAUGCUUUCGAAUCUGUUGGACUUUUACGAGGCAAGCAUCCGGGAGGUGAAGGAAGGCAAGGAGCAGGCUAUGUUACAUUCGCCGCUAAAAUCACCUCGUCCGAAGGUGAGCGUGAUAAGUCCGGGAUUGACAAUUAAGAAACCGUUUUCCACACCACCGGCCGAAGGGAAAUGCUCUUCGCGUAUCGAUGGGGUGCCGGGUUCGAGCGAUGUUGUAGCAAUGGCCAAGGAAGAGCAGCAAGAAAUUGAAUCUAAAGACAUGAAGAGAUCUAAAGAGUUGAAUGACACGAAAUCAAAUACAUCCUCCGAGAGUGUGGGAAUAAAUAAUAAAACACACGAGCUGGUGAACUCAGAACAUCCGGCAAACAAGCCGGUGGUCGAUUCCGUCCUCAGCCCCGCCCAAACCAGCGUUGCGGACGAUAAUGCGUACGAAGCUAUGAAAACGCUCGUCACCUCGAGUCCAAAUGAAAAACCCAUCGACAUGCCGCUCAACAUCCAGCAUGAUCGUGAUCUGAACGUUAUUAGCUAUCUGCAGGAAGCACGUAGCCAGAUCGAUAUGGCUUUAAUGCUGAUGAAAGUCAACACAACACAGGAUGUUUCGAACGGGUUUACGGGUACCAUUACACCGCACCACGCAACGGCCAUCUCGCGAAAAUCGCUCGUUUCCACACCAAGAUUUGCGCAACCCCGUUCCAGCUCUUUGCUAAGCAUCGAACGAAGACGUCCAGCGGGUGAUGCUGGAGCAGUUAAAAAAAUAUCCUCGGCAUCCACAGUCCAGCCCAGCUCUCGACUAUCCAUCGGUAGUGUAACGGGACGUGCUGACACACCGAGACCAUCCAUAGCACAAGUAAAAUCGGUUGCUGCACUACGCAAACCUGGCGGUAUGCGACCACUGGGAUCACCUAAUGGAACACCCCAAGCACAAGGUUUGAAGAAGCCACCCACCGGUUCUAUUGGAUUGCUGUCAAGCCAAAGAAAAUUACUACCCCAAAGCGGCACUACUUCAUCGAUCGGAAGAACGAUUCCUAAACCACCGACAACUAGCGGACGGCCACCGUCUAGCAGUGGUCUACUUCAACGAUCAUCCAGUGCUUCGCAGAUAAGCAAAAAAUAG